AUGAGCGAGUCUGUUGAAAAUGUAGACUCUCCGCGUGGUGGUCUUGCAUGUCAAAACUGCAGACGGAGGAAGAGAAAGUGCGACCGCCAAGUCCCUCGUUGCGGUUCGUGCAUAAGACGAGGUCUGGACUGCGUCAUGCAAGUCAUCAAGAGCAUCGAUGGACAAGAAGGAGCUGUCCAGAGUCUUGAAAAGGAAAUCUCGAAUCUUGAGGCUCAGUUAUCACGUCUACAGACCACUACAACAGCGCUCCAUCCAACCCCCGCCGUCCUUCAACAGCAGGUUGACCCAACUCCCGUGCCGUUUGAAGCCUCCAUCUCAUCGAUAGCUUCAAGGGAGCAAUCCAUGGACACUGUUGAUUUGGAUGUUCUCAGAGAAGUUGAGACUGUGUCUCUUUACCGCGGCGAACUUUACAGCCUGCAGAAGAUGACUCGCAGGGCACUCCGACUAGCAAAUUGUGAUCCUCGUGGUAUACUAGAUCUCACCCCGAAGAAGAGCUUAUUAGCAUCAUAUGACGCCUCUAUUUACUCAAAACCCAAUGGGACGGGCGACUAUCUGGACUAUGAUAUUGCAGUCUAUUAUGCCAGCAAAUACUUCUCUUACAUCCAUCCGACUUUCCCGAUUGUCUCUGAAGCUGUAGUUCAGAGCGUACUAAACAAAGUCACGGUCGGCAGUCAAAGUACAAAUCUCGGGGACCGCGUCAUGUUCCAUCUCAUCAUUUCAAUUGGGGCCAUUCUUCCAAUAGAGUCGUCAGCUGCCUUUGACACACGCAACUCGGCCGAUUAUUUUAUACGCGCCAUGGAAAUCCAAUAUUCUUACGACGAAUCUGCUACCACUGCGCAGAUUCUCCUCCUCCUCGCCAUUUAUUCACUCUUUGAUCCCGGCACAGGCAGCUCGUGGCACCUGAUGGAUCUUGUCACGCAAGCUUGCAUUGUUAUGGGAUAUCAUCAGCUCCAGCCUGAAUCAAGAGGAACCGCAGCGGCAGAUGGAGAUGGAGCGAAGCUAUUCCAGGCAUCUUACGUACUUGACUUCUGUGUUAGCUCCGCAUUGGGAUUGCCAAUGAGCAUCCAAAAUCGCGACAUUUCCUCCGACUGGGAGACAUGCAUAGUGAAACCUCCGAAUAUCUGUACCUCCGAGUCCGAAGGAUUAACUCUGGUGGAGAUGUUCAGCUGGGCAUAUGAGCUCUGCGGCAGCUUCCAGAACGAUGGUGCGGGCUACCUAUCGUACUAUAACGAAUACCUGCGUCGCAGAAUAUUGAACCAUAAAGGGGAGAUAUCGUAUCUAUCAAAGAUAUUCGGGCUCCAUCUCGCAACUCAGAGUAUAAAUAGGUCGGCUGGAGCCAGAUCUGCACUUGAAGACAGGGGCAAAUUGGUACAAGACCAUCUGGCCGUCCUUCAAAAUUCAGUUUCCACGUGGUUCGCCUUGCCAUGGAUCACGGGAUACAGCAUAUUCCAGCUUGGGCUGUUACAACUCUUGUUUUGCGGCGGGCUACCUCAAAAACAGAGGAUAAGCCAGAUUUCUCAGACUUUGUCCUUGGCUGAGAUGAUUUUAUCCGUUAUCAGCACUAGAUUUCCGGGUUUAUACCCGCACAAAGCGCUUGUGAACAAGGUGCUCACGCAGAUGGCGACUUCUGACGUCGAUUCUCGGCAUAAUAUCGACUUCCUCGAUGGCAGUGAUCUGUACGAAUUCUGCAGGAAUGCCCUGAUGUCUGUUGGCAUGGGUAUUUCCCAUUAA
Trichoderma aggressivum f. europaeum is the source of this 1731-nucleotide messenger RNA. Its product is annotated as transcriptional regulator family: Fungal Specific TF. Gene Ontology annotation, molecular function: zinc ion binding; DNA-binding transcription factor activity, RNA polymerase II-specific; sequence-specific DNA binding. NCBI's taxonomy places the organism in Eukaryota, Fungi, Ascomycota, Sordariomycetes, Hypocreales, Hypocreaceae. The coding region runs from base 1 to 1731 and encodes 576 amino acids. The record is from RefSeq and is a predicted model, not a curated record. The transcript has 4 exons. Gene Ontology annotation, biological process: positive regulation of transcription by RNA polymerase II; DNA-templated transcription.